Molecule: messenger RNA, 1206 nt
Organism: Tarenaya hassleriana
Lineage: Eukaryota; Viridiplantae; Streptophyta; Magnoliopsida; Brassicales; Cleomaceae
Product: peroxidase 44-like
Exons: 3
Coding region: 97-1035 (312 amino acids)
Biological process (GO): hydrogen peroxide catabolic process; response to oxidative stress
Molecular function (GO): heme binding; peroxidase activity
Source: RefSeq, a predicted model, not a curated record
AUUUUCAUCAUCCGGACCAAACAUUCACAUAUUCCAAAGAUAUUCCAAGUGUUUGUAGAGAGAAGAGGAAGAGCAAAAAAAAAAACAUUCGAAACCAUGAAGGCAAUCGCCGUGACAUUUUUCCUCUUCUGCUUCGUUUUUCCGGCUGCUUUAGCUCAGCUUCGGUUCGGAUUCUAUGGCCGGUCAUGCCCUCGUGCCGAGUCCAUUGUCGCCAAUGUCGUUGCCAACCGCUUCCGCCGUGACCGCUCCAUCACCGCCGCUCUUCUUCGUAUGCAUUUUCACGAUUGCUUCGUCAGGGGUUGCGACGCUUCUCUUCUCAUCGACCCGAGACCCGGGAGGCCGUCUGAGAAGAACGCAGGGCCAAACGGAAGCGUGAGAGGCUACGAAGUCAUCGACGAGGCCAAGAGACAGCUCGAGGCUCAGUGUCCUCGCACUGUCUCAUGCGCUGACAUCGUCACUCUCGCCACGAGAGAUGUGGUUGCAUUAGCCGGCGGUCCGAGGUACGCUGUGCCUACGGGAAGACGUGACGGUCUUAGGUCAAACCCGGCUGACGUCAACUUGCCGGGACCCACGAUUCCAGUGACUGCAGCCAUUCAAGCCUUUGCGGCUCAAGGGCUCAACGUCAAUGACAUGGUUACUCUUGUCAUUGGUGGCCACAGCGUCGGUGUUAUUCAUUGCAGUCUCAUCCAAGACAGAAUCGCUGACCCUUCCAUGGAACGCACAUUGAAUGCUCAGUUGAGGAACCAAUGCCGUGCCCCGAACGACCCAACGGUGUUCUUGGACCAGAGGACUCCGUUCAUAGUGGACAACGGACUGUGUUUGGAAGUUCUAAGACAGAGAGGAGUCAUGAGGAUUGAUCAGAGCCUCGGUCUUGAUGGAAGGACCCGAGGGAUUAUCUCGAGUUUCGCCUCAAACAACGCCCUCUUCAGGCAGAGAUUCGCUCAAGCCAUGGUGAAGUUGGGGACCAGCAGGUUCCUUUCUGGCCGUGCCGGUGAGAUCAGGAGGAACUGCAGGGUCUUCAACAACGGCCGUUGAUCGAACUUAACUGUCAUUACUUCUGUUUCAAUUUCCUUUAGUUCAUCGACCGUGUACUUUCUUUCUAAUAAUCUGUCGAAUGUGUGCUUUUCCUUGUACUCUUGUAUUUUUUUUCUUUCUUUGUACUGAUUUUUGUUCCAACUUAUUGAGAUUUUCCGUUUGUUAUGCUCA